This is a messenger RNA of Chenopodium quinoa (quinoa), 1203 nucleotides long. Its product is annotated as F-box/kelch-repeat protein At3g23880-like. Gene Ontology annotation, molecular function: protein binding. The record is from RefSeq and is a predicted model, not a curated record. The transcript has a single exon. Bases 1 to 1203 code for a protein of 400 amino acids. NCBI's taxonomy places the organism in Eukaryota, Viridiplantae, Streptophyta, Magnoliopsida, Caryophyllales, Amaranthaceae.
AUGGAGAGCAAGAAGAUGAGGAUGUCGGACGAACAAUUAAUUGCCAAAGAUAUUGACAUACCAAUAGAAUUACUAAGGGACGAGAUAUUGGCAAGGCUACCGGUGAAAACCCAACUACAAAUAAGGUGUGUUUGUAAGCUGUGGUGCUCUGUAAUCGAUUCCCAAGAUUUUAGGCUAAAUCCGAAUAUUCGUAAAACCCCUCAUCUAAUCUACAUUCAUUCGGAAAACAAUGGUUUGACCAGCGAUCAAUGUAUAGUAACUCUUCGAAACGUCGAUACAUUUGAGAUAAUUAAUCAUCUUUGUAAAAUGUAUGGGUCAUAUGAAUUUUAUGGAACAUGUAAUGGGUUAAUGUUAAUGUCUCAGAAGUUGUUUGGGGACAAGAGUAUUUUAAGAGUAUGGAACCCUUCUAUUCAAAAGUCCUUGUUACUCCCCUCGUGUCCUUUGAACUCCGAGCCACAGCAUCGAUUGACAUAUAUGCUGGGAUAUCCUUCUUCUGAUGGAGACAAUAAUUUUAAGGUGGCUGCCUUUAAAUGUCAUCCAGGGAGUUCUCUUCUUGGUGGAAGUUAUGUUUCAAUUGCAAUUUAUUCAUCUCGAGGUCAUAGGUGGAGUUCUGUAAUAAAGAGGAAUGAUGUCCUCUUCCCACCAUCUCUAACCGAUCGUGUAUUCUAUCAAGGGGCUUGGUACUGGAUUACGAAGACUAAUCUUGUCUCCUUUGAUUUUAAUUUGGAGGAUUUUAUCUUCCAAGAGUUGCCUGUGGAGGUCAUGCAAGGAGAAGUCACUAGGUUUAUUUUCCUUCUUUGUGAGAAAUUAGCUAUUUUGAGCGUGUCUUCUAAAUGUUUUUGUGUAUGGGUUAUGGACAAGGAUAGAAGAAAGAUGCCGUCGUGGAGGCCAUGGCUUUCAAGAGAUACCACUCAUGAGGCAUUAGAUAAAAUUUGCGAUUUGCAAUAUAUACAUUCAAGGAUUUUCUAUAAUGAACGGGACAGUGAUACAUUUAUCUUUCAGGACACCAAGAAAGUGUUUUCUUACAAAUUUUCUACCCAGCAAAAACAAAUUUUGAGAUCACCCUAUGAAAGUGAGGUAAUCUUAGAUGCUUAUGCAGAGAGCUUGGUGUUGCACAAGGGAACCGACGGUCAGAUUUUGACAUCAUAUCCUUCCCACGACAAAACAGUUGUGGCCUGGCCAACUUUGGAAGAUCAUUGGUAA